CCCGUCCCAGGGGCCCGGGGCCUCUUCCCCCCCAGUCCUCGCGUACUGCUGCCGGGGCCACAGGGGCAGCAGCCUACCCAGCGCAGGCGCUAGAGCCCGCCGGGCCCCGGGCUCUGCUCACCGCUGUGCAAUCUGCGGGCGGGCGUUAGCCAACGUCCCAGCCCGCCUCUUCGGAAGCAGGCUCCUGCGGCCGGCCGGGGCGAGCCUGAGGGAACGAGCCCGGGCGCAGCGGCUGGUCCUUGGCUGGGCGAGGUGGAGGUGCCGGGUGAGCUAGAGAUGGAGCCUGAGAGCCUCGGCGCGGAGCAGGGCGCCUCUCUCCCGGGGCCCGCCGAGGAGCUGGGGACGCUGCUGGGCCAGGAUGCCGCGCUGCCGAAGCUUAGCGGCGGGGAGCUGGACAGGGAGCUGGAGUCCAAAAGUGACCUGAUAGAUGACAAAGAGUUUGAUAUUCCCCAGGUUGAUACCCCUCCAACACUGGAAAGCAUAUUAAAUGAGACUGAUGAUGAAGAGGAGUCUUUCGUUCUUGAGGAUCCCUCUCUUUUAAACAUUGAUAAUAUUGACACUCAGUCGUAUGACACAUCUUCCUUGGCAAGCUCAGACAGUGGGGACAGGACGCACUUGAAAAGAAAGAAAAAGCUCCCUGAUUCUUUCUCUCUUCAUGGAUCGGUUGUCCGUCUUUCUCUUCUGAAAGGAAUUUCUGCCCAAAUAGUAUCUGCUGCGGACAAAGUGGAUGCUGGUUUACCUACUGCAAUAGCAGCGUCAAGUCUGAUAGCAGUGGGGACUUCCCAUGGUUUGGCAUUAAUUUUUGGAAAAGAUCCAAACCAGGCUCUUCGGCUUUGUCUGGGCAGCACUGCUGUUGGGGCCCAGUAUGGGGCUAUCUCGGCUCUCAGUAUCAACAAUGACUGUUCAAGACUACUGUGUGGCUUUGCAAAAGGACAGAUUACCAUGUGGGAUCUGGCUAGUGGGAAACUUUUAAGAUCAAUAACAGAUGCUCAUCCCCCAGGAACAGCAAUUUUACACAUCAAGUUUACAGAUGACCCAACGCUUGCAAUUUGCAACGACAGUGGAGGCUCCGUGUUUGAGCUGUCAUUUAAGAGAGUUAUGGGUGUGAGAACAUGUGAGUCUCGAUGUCUGUUCAGUGGUUCCAAGGGAGAAGUUUGCUGUAUCGAGCCCUUGCAUGCAAAGACUGAAUUGAGAGAUCAUCCUAUCACCCAGUACUCACUACUGGCAAUGGCUUCCCUAACUAAGAUCCUAGUCAUUGGCUUGAAACCAUCUUUGAAGGUGUGGAUGACUUUUCCGUAUGGUCGUAUGGAUCCCUCUAGUGUGCCACUGCUGGCAUGGUAUUUUGUUGCUGUACAGAACUCUGUGAACCCCAUGCUUGCCUUCUGUCGAGGAGAUGUUGUUCAUUUUCUUUUGGUGAAGAGAGAUGACUCAGGUGCAAUACAUGUUACUAAGCAAAAGCAACUUCAUCUGCACUAUGACCUUAUCAAUUUUACUUGGAUAAACUCACGCACAGUAGUGCUUCUGGACAGUGUGGAGAAGCUGCACGUGAUAGAUCGCCAGACACAAGAGGAGCUGGAGACCAUAGAGAUUUCGGAGGUGCAGCUAGUAUAUAACAGCAGUCACUUCAAAUCACUGGCCACAGGAGGCAAUGUCAGCCAAGCAUUGGCCCUGGUUGGGGAGAAAGCCUGUUACCAGUCCAUCAGCAGCUGUGGUGGUCAGAUCUUCUAUCUUGGCACAAAGUCUGUUCAUGUGAUGAUGAUAAGGAGCUGGAGAGAGAGAGUGGAUCACCUUCUGAAACAAGACUGUCUUACUGAGGCCCUGGCUCUAGCGUGGUCUUUUCAUGAAGGUAAAGCAAAGGCUGUAGUAGGGUUGUCUGGGGAUGUCAAUAAGCGAAAGGCUGUCAUUGCAGACCGAAUGGUUGAAAUCCUCUUCCAUUAUGCUGAUCGAACAUUGAAGAAAUGUCCUGACCAGGGAAAAAUCCAAGUUAUGGAGCAACACUUUCAGGAUAUGGUGCCUGUCAUAGUCGAUUACUGCCUUUUACUUCAGCGAACUGACCUUCUGUUCAGCCAGAUGUAUGAUAAAUUGAGUGAGAAUUCAGUGGCAAAGGGUGUUUUUCUGGAGUGCCUGGAGCCUUACAUUUUAAGUGAUAAGUUGAUGGGAAUGACAGCUCAAGUGAUGAAAGACUUGCUGCUUCACUACCAAGAUAAGAACCUAAUGGAGGACAUGGAGGCCUGCAUUGUGCAUAUGGAUAUCACCAGCCUAGACAUACAGCAGGUAGUUCUCCUGUGCUGGGAAAAUCAUCUGUAUGAUGCCAUGAUCUAUGUGUACAACAGUGGAAUGAAUGACUUCAUUAGUCCGAUGGAGAAAUUGUUCAAUGUCAUUGCUCCUCCACUUAAUGCUGGGAAGUCUCUCACAGAUGAGAAGGUGGUUAUGGGGAACAAGCUCCUUGUGUACAUAAGUUGCUGUUUAGCAGGCCGUGCUUAUCCAUUGGGUGAUAUUCCUGAAGAUCUGGUACCCUUGGUUAAAAACCAGGUGUUUGAAUUUCUUAUCCGUCUCCACUCAGCUGAAGCAUCUGCAGAUGAAGAAGUCUACCCGUAUGUUCGUACGCUGCUGCACUUUGAUACCAGAGAGUUCCUUAACGUUCUUGCACUGACUUUUGAAGACUUUAAGAAUGACAAGCAAGCAGUGGAGUAUCAACAAAGAAUUGUGGACAUCCUGCUAAAGGUUAUGGUGGAAAAUUCUGAUUUCACCCCAUCACAAGUUGGCUGUCUUUUUACCUUUCUUGCCCGGCAGCUGGCUAAGCCCAACAAUACACUGUUUGUAAACAGGACGCUUUUUGACCAGGUCCUUGAAUUUCUGUGCAGCCCUGAUGACGAUUCCCGACACUCAGAGAGACAGCAGGUCCUUUUAGAACUACUGCAAGCUGGAGGGAUAGUACAGUUUGAAGAGAAUCGUCUCAUCCCUAUGGCAGAAAAAGCUGAAUUCUACCAAAUUUGUGAGUUUAUGUAUGAACGGGAGCAUCUCUAUGACAAAAUCAUUGAUUGUUACUUACGUGAUCCAGUGAGAAAGGAAGAAGUGUUCAACUACAUCCACAAUAUCCUAUCCAUUCCUGGGUACAGUGCCGAGGAGAAGCAGUCAGUGUGGCAGAAGGCUAUGAAACACAUUGAGGAGUUGCUGUUACUGAGCCCGAAUAAAGCAGCAGACCUGAUAGCCACUCACUUCAAUGACCAGAUUGAGGGAAUCAUUAAAAAUCUUCAGCUCAAUCAGUUCCUCAUUUGUCAGUUGCUGAGCAUGAAACUCCAACAACUCCUGUACAUCGUCCUCCACCUCCUCGAAGCCGACUUCCUCCGGCAACAUGACAAAUUCUUGCUCGAGAGCAGGAACGGCAUCAAAUCCCACAAAGCUGUGGCCAAUAUCUGGCCAUGCACGGUGCCAAACGCCGUUCAUACAUUGCGAAGUUUCCUGAAGGAGAUUCAGACAACGGUUGAAGACCUCUCCUUCGAAGGCUCUAAGUUGUUUGCUGAGAAGACUGAUGCCUCACUUGACAUGCUUAAGGACUUCAAAGCCUCACUUCGGGAAGGUAUCAAUCAGGACAUGCUACAGAUAUCUCCCUGUGUCACUGAACAAUUCAUUGAGUUGUUGUGUCACUACAAUCCUGACCAGGUUUUAGAGACACUGCAGGUUCUGGAGUUCUACAGACUGGAAGAGACCAUUCAGAUUACCCAGAAACACCUGCUCCAUGAAGCUUCCUCCUACCUGCUGGAGAAGAAAGGAGAUGUUCAUGGUGCCUUCCUAGUAAUGCUUGAGCAACUACGAAGCAAGUUGUUGAUGCUUACACAUGAAAUUGAAGAAUCAACAGAACUCCACUUAUUAAAGGAUAUUGAAGAUACCUUGGUGAAAACAAUUGCACUUUGCCAGAGGAAUUCACAUAGUUUAAACCAGCAGCAGCGAGAGGCACUCUGGUUUCCUCUCCUGGAGGCUAUGAUGUCGCCACAGAAGCUAUCCAGUUCGACAGUGUUGUGUCAAUAUUCUGAAGCUCUGAAGAGUUUGACAAUGCAAGUGCUAAACAACAUGGCUGCAUUUAUUGCCCUUCCCUCAAUCUUGCAGAGAAUUCUCCAGGAUCCAGUUUAUGGUAGAGGGAAACUUGGAGAAAUUCAGGGACUUGUACUGGGGAUGCUGGACACAUUUAACUAUGAGCAAACCCUUCUAGAGACAACUACUAACCUCCUGAACCACGAUCUCCACUGGUCCUUGUGUAACUUGAGAGCCUCCAUCACUAGAGGACUUAACCCAAAGCAGGAUUACUGCUGUAUCUGUCUGCAGCAAUACAAGAGAAGGCAAGAGAUGGCUGAUGAAAUCAUUGUCUUCAGUUGUGGCCAUUUGUACCACUCACUCUGUCUGCUGAGUAAAGAAUGUGGCAUAGAAACCAAGGGACAGAUGAGAUGGACUUGCUAUAAAUGCAACUCAAGUAACAAAGGGGGAAAACUGAGUGAGAAUUUCUCAGAACUGAAAAAGGGAAAUGGUGCAUCUCUGGCACAGUCAAGUUCAGAGUCCCUGUUGGAUUCCCAGCAAAUCCAGGCUUUUGACCAACUCUGUCGACUCUAUCGAGGAACCUCCAGGUUAGCUCUCCUGACAGAAUUGUCUCGAACUCGUGGUGGUGAAAAACAUGGGCUCCUCAAUGUCUCUCAGGGUGAUCCUGCACUGAACAGUGUCUUCCAGAACGAGAAUUUCCAGCUGCAUCUCGCUCCCCCUCCACUGACAGAAGAGUAGCCCUUCCCUUGCCAGACCAUGGGUGCAGUCCUUCCAUGGUUGCAUAAGAACAUUCUGGGGAGGCUCCUACCGUCGAUCCCGGGGGGUGAGUUUGUUGGCUAUGGGACCUGCCCUACUAGGCUGGAUUUGCUGCCCAUUGCUAUCAUAUCCUUCCCAGAAUCCUUUGUAACAUGUCACUUUGUGUCAGAUAGUUUUGCUGGGUUUGUAACCAGGUGGAAUCUGUAGUAGUCUCUCUGCUGGCUUAUUUUCCUCUGUUUCUUCUAACAAAACAGAAGGAACAUCACAGAGAUCACUGUCAGAGUUCUUGUCCAGUGGGAUGCACUGAAAGCUAUAAACUAUGAUGUCAACUCCAUGUACUUCACUCGAGCCAAACACAGGAAGUGGAGGCAGCUGUACUAACCCCAGGGUGACUGUGUCUGCAGCCAAAGCUUAUCCAAAUAAUUGGAACCUAUAAUAUGUUCAUUUUUAUUCCUUAGAUAGAUUGACCAAGGGAAUACAGAACAUGUCACAUAUCCAAACUCAGCAUUUCUCAAAAUGCCUCCUCAACAUUAUAAGGGAAAUAGCUAAUUUAUUUGAGUUUAAAUUUAGUAUCAGUAAAAAUAAUCUUUUAGACAAAUCCCUAACCCCCUCAGGAUCUCCUGGAUUAUAAGCAAAGUGGGUGGUAUGACUGCAUGAAACACACUUAGCCCUUGAAAGGAGCUGAAACUGCAAAAGAGCGUAUAUUUGUGAGUAAAUGAACUUGUGUGCAAUGCUUCUGUGAAACUACAUUCUCUAAUAAAAAUGCCCUGCCU
Messenger RNA from Terrapene triunguis (Three-toed box turtle), 5561 nucleotides. RefSeq names its product VPS8 subunit of CORVET complex (gene VPS8). Gene Ontology annotation, biological process: endosomal vesicle fusion; protein targeting to vacuole. Gene Ontology annotation, cellular component: late endosome; CORVET complex; early endosome. Lineage: Eukaryota; Metazoa; Chordata; Testudines; Emydidae. Bases 277 to 4770 code for a protein of 1497 amino acids. The record is from RefSeq and is a predicted model, not a curated record. Gene Ontology annotation, molecular function: protein binding. The transcript has 47 exons.